AUGCGUAUAACGCUGUUUUCAUCUCAUCAGGUAACAAUUGUGAAACUUAUACUCGCCCCAAUGGAAGGCUUAACCGACCCUAUCAUGCGUGACGUUCUCACACAUGUCGGUAGCUUUGACUGGUGCGUGACUGAGUUUAUCCGUGUAACGGAUUCGGUCUUACCUGACCAUGUUUAUCAUAGCUAUUGUCCAGAAUUAAACAAUCAAGGCAAAACAGCCGCUGGCACACCAGUACACGUUCAGUUUUUAGGAAAUAAUCCUGAAAUGCUCGCAGCCAAUGCGGUACGCGCUGCUGAAUUAGGUGCUCCUGCAAUCGAUAUGAAUUUUGGUUGUCCUGCUAAAACAGUAAACCGUCAUAGAGGUGGUUCAGUACUUCUCGAUGAGCCUGAAGUUGUACAUGAGUUGGUCAAGGCUGUACGUGAUGCAGUACCCAAACACAUCCCUGUAUCUGCAAAAAUGCGUUUAGGUUAUAUGGAUCGAAAUUUUACCCUUGAAAAUGCGCAUGCCAUUGAAGAUGCUGGCGCAGCUUGGGUCACUGUCCAUGCUCGGACCAAAGCUGAUGGUUACACCCCACCAGCAUUUUGGGAUCAGCUACAGCCUAUUCGUGAAGCACUCAAGAUCAAUGUGAUUGCCAAUGGUGAAAUCUGGACCAAUGCUGAUGCGAAACAAUGCCAACUUGAAUCAGGUUGCCAAGAUUUGAUGAUUGGUCGUGGUGCUGUGACUACACCAGAUCUCACACAAUGUAUUCAGCUGAACAUGGUCGGCCGUUAUAAACAAUGGAUUGGGAUGAUGUCUAAGCAUUACCCCGAAGCCAAAGCCUUAUGGGAUGAAAUCAAACGGUUGAAAAAAAUUGAUGAAGUGCUGGAGAAAUUGAAUCCUGCACAUUUUUAA
Molecule: messenger RNA, 891 nt
Organism: Oppiella nova
Lineage: Eukaryota; Metazoa; Arthropoda; Arachnida; Sarcoptiformes; Oppiidae
Source: the annotation of a GenBank genome assembly